Hyalella azteca is the source of this 1748-nucleotide messenger RNA. It is a transcript of the gene Kat60, whose product is annotated as katanin p60 ATPase-containing subunit A-like 1. Gene Ontology annotation, molecular function: ATP hydrolysis activity; microtubule binding; ATP binding. Gene Ontology annotation, cellular component: microtubule cytoskeleton. Lineage: Eukaryota; Metazoa; Arthropoda; Malacostraca; Amphipoda; Hyalellidae. The record is from RefSeq and is a predicted model, not a curated record. Gene Ontology annotation, biological process: microtubule severing.
UCGGUCGGGCCAGCAAGCACGUCCUACUCGCGGCCCUCGUCAGAAAGAUCCCCCAGCCAAGGCUGGCAGGUCGACCGCCACAAAGCCUGCCACUGGCAAGAAAGCUGACACCGCCAAAGCAGGCACGGCUAAGCGCGACGAGAAGAAGAAAAAAGAUAAGGAUGGCAAGAAGGAGGAAGGCGGAGAAGAGGAAGAGAAGGAGCGCAUAUUCGAGGGCCUGGGCUACGAGCGCGACCUGGUAGAAACCGUGCAGCGCGACAUCGUGCAGGCAAAUCCCAACAUCCGCUGGACGGACAUCGCUGAUCUGCAGAACGCCAAACGUUUGCUCGAAGAAGCAGUUGUCUUGCCCAUGCUCAUGCCGGACUUCUUUAAGGGCAUCAGGCGCCCUUGGAAGGGAGUACUGAUGGUUGGGCCACCUGGCACCGGCAAGACAAUGCUGGCUAAAGCCGUCGCCACAGAAUGUGGCACAACUUUCUUUAAUGUAUCUUCGUCCACACUCACCUCCAAGUACAGGGGCGAGAGCGAAAAGCUCGUCAGGCUUCUCUUUGAGCUGGCUCGUUUUCACGCUCCCUCAACCAUCUUCAUCGACGAGAUCGACUCGCUGUGCUCGCGCCGAGGCUCCGAGUCUGAACACGAGGCCUCGCGACGCGUCAAGAGCGAGCUGCUCGUACAGAUGGACGGCAUCCAAGCCAACGAAGAGGAGCCCAAGGUGGUGAUGGUGCUCGCUGCUACUAACUUCCCCUGGGACAUUGACGAGGCGCUCAGGCGGCGGCUCGAGAAGCGCAUCUACAUUCCGCUGCCUACAGCUGAGGGGCGUGAAGCACUCCUCAAAAUCAACCUGCGCGACGUGACCACGGAUGAAGACGUCGAUCUGACCGCUGUGGCAGCCAUGUUAGACGGCUAUUCUGGCGCUGACAUCACCAAUGUCUGCAGAGACGCUUCCAUGAUGUCGAUGCGCCGCAAGAUAGCAGGUCUCCGGCCCGAACAAAUCAAGGUGCUGCCCAAGGAGGAGCUCGACUUGCCGGUUACAGCUAACGACUUCAGGGAAGCCAUCAAAAAGUGCAACAAGAGUGUCUCGAAGCAGGACCUCGAGAAAUACUUGGCAUGGAUGAAAGAGUUUGGCUCUACAUAAAUGAGCUGUUCCUCGUGAAUAAUAUCUCAUUAUUCAAGUACUAAUUGCCUUGCACCAAAAACGUGAUCUAAAUCUGAAAUUGAUUACGGCAUGCCUCGCACUCUUACUAAAGCUUCACAGUUUAAUAUAGUCGAGUGAAGUAGAACCCACUAACUUUAUAGGAAUGCGGGCAAAUAAGUCGUUGGUACAAUACGUGCAUUCCGACCAGCAGACAGCUGUAGGCCGAACCACUGCGGGCGGCAGCUAUCAAUCGUGGCACGGGCCCACAAACUGGCAUGUGUGGAGCAGGGAUAAGUUUAGUUUAUUCGAUUCACAAGUACUAAUUUCUAUUGUUCAAGCCCGACCACUCACAACGUCCUAACGUAAACGGGCUGUUUUCAAUUAUGUGUGCAAUAAUCAUUCUCGCCUUUCCUAUGCCUAGUCGCUAUCUGCAUCUUUUUUAACACUUUCGCACAAAAUAGCAGUUAUACAUACUAUAUAGAAGUAUUAAUUCUAUUAACACUACAUGUACGAUUUGUCUCUAAGCGAACCAUGCACAUAUUGUAAAACGAGAAUUUUCUCUUGAUUCAUGUAUUCGCGUAUCGUCUCGGAAUAAAAUAUAACGUUUCGAAUAAAA